Fundulus heteroclitus (mummichog) is the source of this 879-nucleotide messenger RNA. RefSeq lists its product as uncharacterized. The record is from RefSeq and is a predicted model, not a curated record. Lineage: Eukaryota; Metazoa; Chordata; Actinopteri; Cyprinodontiformes; Fundulidae. The transcript is spliced from 5 exons. Bases 72 to 845 code for a protein of 257 amino acids.
CAAUAGUUAACUCCACCAAUCUCCUGACCAAACUCAGCCUCAGUGGAUAUGCUCACUUCCUCUGCACUAGUAUGACACUGUCUCCUCUCCUUCUACAACCUGUUCUCAACCCAUUUCAGUUUCAGAUACUAACCCACCUAUGUCUCACCUUAAAUAGGACCGAGUUUCCUGAGGGAGACUUCAGAUGUUCUGCUCACACAAGUGAACUCUCCUUAAGAACCUCUACACCGCUCCUCUGUCUGCUCUCCUGGCUCAAGUGCUCCAUGAUAACUCAUCACUCUCUCACCACCUGCCAGUCCACCCUCCAACAUUUUGCCAAUCCACAACGUCCACAAGGAAAAGAAGGACCGAAGGAGACAAUUAUUAACUCCACCAAUCUCCUGACCAAACUCAGCCUCAGUGGAUAUCCUCACUUCCUCUGCACCAAACUCUCCUUAAGAACCUCUACACCGCUCCUCUGUCUGCUCUACUGGCUCAAGUGCUCCUUGAUAACUCAUCGCUCUCUCACCACCUGCCAGUCCACCCUCCAACAUUUUGCCGAUCCACAACGUCCACAAGGAAAAGAAGGACCGAAGGAGACAAUAGUUAACUCCACCAAUCUCCUGACCAAACUCAGCCUCAGUGGAUAUGCUCACUUCCUCUGCACUAGACCGAGUUUCCUGAGGGAGACUUCAGAUGUUCUGCUCACACAAGUGAACCUCUACACCGCUCCUCUGUCUGCUCUCCUGGCUCAAGGGCUCCUCGAUAACUCAUCGCUCUCUCACCACCUGCCAGUUCACCCUCCAACAUUUAGCCGAUACACAACUUCCACUAGGAAACGAAGGACCAAAGGAGACAAUCAUUAACUCCACCAAUCUCCUGACCAAACUCAGCCUCAGU